Pygocentrus nattereri (red-bellied piranha) is the source of this 2626-nucleotide messenger RNA. It is a transcript of the gene gas1b, whose product is annotated as growth arrest-specific 1b. The transcript has a single exon. The record is from RefSeq and is a predicted model, not a curated record. The coding region runs from base 554 to 1462 and encodes 302 amino acids. Lineage: Eukaryota; Metazoa; Chordata; Actinopteri; Characiformes; Serrasalmidae. Gene Ontology annotation, biological process: regulation of cell cycle.
CUUUGGUGAAACAAGACUAAACUUAUAGAGACACAAACACGUCGUACUGCGGUGAAGAGUGACAGGCUUUUCUAAUUGGACAGUUUCUACACACGAGUUGCAUGAGGACACUGGAUACUUAAACCUGAUGGAACUUACUCUCCCAGCAGCGGAAAGGGGUGCAUAUUUUCCAUCGAGAGAAUCGGAGGGACGAACGGUGGGAGAAAGAAGACAAAAACACAAACCACAACAAAAACUUCAGCAGCUAACUUCUCUGGAGAAAAGGACGAGGAGGACGAACGACUUCGUAUAGGGUGAAAAGUUGAACCCUCGGUAGAAAACUGGGGUGGGGGAACAAAAGUGGGAAGGAGCAGCAGGACGUUCACUGCAACAUGGAUGUAAGUUGACAGAGGAAAGAGAAACGGGAAAACCGAACAGUUUGAGAUGCGGUCUGGCUUUGCUCUGAAGCCUGAGGCACAGUGAAGCUGAGGAAUCUCUCAGUGAUUGGAGUUAGACCCCUGAACAUGCCAAAGAUUACAGCCUAGAUGCUGCUUUUAAAUAAUAUUAGCUUAUUAUGUGUGUAGGCUUUUCUCGGGGGUUCCCGCCUCGCCCCUGUGUGAAGCCUCCAUUCAUGGCAGACGUUAAUAUUGUUUUCCGCCAAACCGUACGGCGCUCGUGCCUGGUGACUGACUGGCUGCUGACUUGGACCGUGGCCUCGAUGCUGGUGUGCAACGUCACUUUCACGGUUGCUGCUGCCUCUCCUAACUCUGGGCAUCCUCUGCUGUGCUGGCAGGCCGUGCUGCAGUGUCAGGCUGAGCCCGAAUGCCGCUACGCUUACGCUCAGUACGCGCAGGCGUGUAGCUCCGUGCUGCGCGGGCGCCGGCGCUCGUGCCCGAGCCACUGCGUUUCUUCGCUCGUGCAGCUAAAUAUGACGGCGGGCGGGCCGGCGCUCGAGCGCUGCGAGUGCGCGCGCGACGCGACGUGCAGCGGCGCCAAACGUGCCAUCGAGCCGUGCUUGCCGAGGACGAGCGGCGCGGGCGCCGGAGGGUGCACAGAGGCGCGCCGUGAGUGCGAACGCGACGCACAAUGCGCCGCAGCGGUGCGGGACUACCUGCACCAGUGUCGUGGGCUCCUCGGGUACACGGGAAGUGGCCGCGAGGGGGCGUGCACGGACGGCUGCCGGCGAGUGAUAGCGCGCAUGCGCGCCAUGCCCAAAGCGCGCCCGCUGGACACGUGCGUGUGCGACGGCGCCGAGAGGACCAUCUGCGAGUACAUAAAGGCGAGCAUGAAGACGCUGUGCUUCGGCUCGAGUGACGCUUUGUACGCGGGCAGCGGCUUCUUCUCGGACGACGAAGACGAUCUCGAGGGUGACGAGGGGGAGGAGGACUACGAGGCAGAGGAGGAGAACGAGGCAAACAUUGGUGGCGGGAACUUUGUUUUGGUGGCUGCGGCCACUAUAUCAGUUCUAACGCACCUUCACUGAAUCUGUGCCAAAUUCUAGCUGUGGGAGAUGGAGCUUGGAUUAGUUAUUUGUUUUGUGCUCAGUUUGGCUAAACUCUCUACUCUUCAUCUCUGUUGGUCUGAAGACGUUGCUGGCUUGUUAGAGCACACAUUGUAACUCACUGUGAAAAAGCUGACAACCUUAAGAAACGCAGGACCAUAUUAAUAAACUCUGAAUACAAAUGGUGCCCAAAAGGGUGCUGGGGUGAUGCCAUAGAAGAAUCACUUUUGGUUCCCCCAAUAACCUUUCAAUCGAGUGGUUUCUAUUGGGCUUUUAAAAAGAACAAGUCAUAGAAAGAGUCUUUAUGGAAUCAGAAGUGGUUCCUCGAUGACAUUGCUCAGAAUAACAUUUUUUGACGCCUUUAAUUUUAAAAGUGUAACACCACAACUUAGGAACAUACACCCCCAGACAAUGUGCCUUUUGACGUAUAGCAGCGGUUUUCAGUCCUGGUCCUGGAGUUUCUCUACCCUGCAUCAUUUAGUGGACUUUUCCCUGCUGCAACACACCUGGAUCAGCCCAGGAAAAGCCUUUUAAAUGUGUUAAGUGUGAUGCUGUGCACUUCAUGAACUGUUAGAUCAUAAUUCUUGGCAUAGCCUGUGUAGCGCUUCAUUAAAUGUGAAAAGUUUUGGACACACGUCAACCUUACAGUUUUCAGCUUGAACUCUUGAUGACGAAAAUUAAGAAUUGCUGUGCUGAGUUCAUUUCCUGCAAACUGCAAGCUUAAAUUUCACCUCAGCAAGUUAUCCAAAUUCAGCACAGCAGUUUCUUAUACAUGCAGAAGCAAUAUAUCUGCUGGGUACUGUCUGCUGUCUGAUGAAUGAGACGGCUUCUGAAACACCAAAUCAUUCUGCGAAUACUUUUUUGGCAUACUAUUCACAGUAAAAGUAAGAUAUUUGUGCUGGAUAAGGCUACUCCAGAGACAGAUUUGAGAACCCCUGAUGUAGAGACCUAGAUGAACCACCAGAUAUUAAAUUAUUAUGAUUGAGAGAACUAUUACUUUAAAUAAGCUUAUGUACUCUCAUAUAAGAUGAAAUGGAAAGGGAAUUCUAUUUUUGUAUGCCACAUAAGCAGAUGUGUACACAAGAAUUGCAUUUGUAGUUUUGUGAUAUUCCUAUGCUAUAUAAACAAAUGAAACAAAAUUUUAAA